Molecule: messenger RNA, 8648 nt
Organism: Porites lobata
Lineage: Eukaryota; Metazoa; Cnidaria; Anthozoa; Scleractinia; Poritidae
Source: the annotation of a GenBank genome assembly
AUGGAAUAUAUUGUGUAUUUGGCAGCAGUUUUCAAAAUGGCGGUCUUGUGGAGGAGAUCUCUGCACUUGGAUAAGUCAUAUUUUCUUGUAAGUCUCGUGCAAAAAAGCCUUGUUACGAAGGCAGCUGCAGCGGGAAAUGAAAAGAUAGACAAGAAAAUUCGUCGAAAGGAACAGAGGAAGGAAAUGUAAGUUAUUUGAACAUUGAAAAGCUGAGCAUAUAUUGCCGAUAUUGCCAUUAAGACUGAGUGAGCCGUUGAUUGAUUACCCUUUAUCAGUGUUUACAUCGGAAGACGUUCUAAUAGAAUACAAAGAGGCACCAACCAUGCGCAUUAGUCCUUACUGGUAUACUAUUGGGGGUGUAGUGGGUAGGGGUUGGUACAUGUAUUCACGAUAUUGCACUUAGACUUUUAGCCACCCGCUAAAUUUUGAUCCUGAAGUUGAUGGUUAUUUUUAAAAGAAAUUCGAUAAGCAGUUAUAGAAUAAACUUUCAUUCUUUGUUAAUGCAUCAGUCAAUUCCAGCUGCACCCAGCCACCCCCCGCCCCCGUCCCCCCCAAGGUCACUGCAGGGGCAUUUGCCUACAAACCCUCACUUUGUAAUUAAGGGUAAGUACAGAACCUUUCUUGUGUUAAUGAGUUCAUUUGCUGGAGAAUAAAAAAAUCAUUUUCGUUACAAUGACUUUGCACAGUCUUGGCCUCGCUUUGAAACAGCGGUUUGGGGUAACUCCGAAAUGUCCUGUUGGCCACCAAGUAGAGCCUCAAAAGCUGGCAAUUAGCUUCAAAUUUUGUACAUAUAAUGCAAGUAGAUAAGAAGUCAAUUUUAUUUUACACAGAGUCAAAGGAUACUUUGCUGAUCUCCGUGGUAAGCCAGAAAAUUAAACACACAUAAUAAUAAUAAUAAUAAUAAAGUCUUUAUUCAUCAAAAGAUAAAAAUACAUAUCUUUUGUUACAAGUAAGUGUAAGAAAUUUAAAAAGUUAAAAAGUAAGAAUUAAAAAAUAUAUAUAUAUACCGGUAUAUAUAUCUAGUAUAUUACAUAGCUAAUUCAUAUUUAAAAACUAAACGAUUAAUAAAAGAGUUUUUAAAGCGCAUAGUGUUUAUCUUAGGUUUAAAACAAGUUUCUUUUCUAAGAUUGUAGCUGGAGGGUUUAACACGAGGCAUAAUAGAUAAAAGUGGAUGUCCUUUGGCAUUAAAAACUUUUUUGAAAAUUUUACGGUCUUGCCUCUCUAAGAAAUCAUAAACACUUACAGGCUUAGACGUAUAUUUCCUUUUAAAACAGCGGUCUAAGAAACAUUGUACGGGUGUAAGAUCGGACUCGGACGCGGCGUAGACAGAUAAUGCGUAAUUAAUAUUAGGUAGAACUACAGUAUUAAAGAGAAGGUCUAUUUCUGACUGAUUGUACCCUUCUUUGCGCAGCGUUCUAAGGAUAUGUAGGGAUUUGUUAGCUUUAAUAAGUUUGUUCUUCACGUGCACUGAAAAUUUGCUGUCACAUUGGAAGGUGACGCCCAAAAUCUCAACUUCUUUACAGCUUGGUAUCAUCCCAAUAGGUGAAUAGAGAUCGCGGUUGCCUCUCUUUUUGAUCGUCAACUCUUUACAUUUGCUUGGGUUGCAAGACAUUCCAUUUGUAUUCGUCCAAUCUAAAAACUGUGACACUAACUGAUCGGAGUAGUCUACCUCCUUCCAUACAGGGGCAAUAAUUGUCGAAUCAUCAGCGUACUUAAAUAGCGCGUCAUGAUUACCUAAAGUGAUGUUAAGAUCAUUGAGGAAGAUGUUAAAAAGGUAAGGACCGCUAACGCUACCUUGAGUUGUCCCUUGGUUAACCGGUUUCCAGUCACACUCAAAGUUGUUGCAACAUACCCUUUGUUUUCUAUCCUUUAAAAAGUUGAAGUACCAAUUGGUAAUAUAUGGAUUCAGUGGGAGCUUUUUUAAUUUAUUAGCAAGAAGUUCAUGUUUCACAGAGUCAAAAGCUUUGCUGAAGUCCAUAGCAAAAAGGCGAACUGCUUUACAAUCCGGGUUAUCCAAGUAGCUGUUGGUCCUAUGUUGAAUUGACAAGAGAGCAUCGGUACAGUUUCCACCUUUUCUGUAGGCGAACUGUGAGGUGCUGAGGUGGCUUUCAAUUGUCUCGCGGGCAUAGCAGUGGUACACAAUUUUCUCAAAAGCCCUCGCUAUUACAGGAGUUAUAUUAAUGCCGCGAUAAUCACCAUGUGCUUUAGGAACAUCCACUUUGGGGAGGGGGGUGAUGAUCGCACGCUUCCACGAUGAUGGCAAACACUGAGUAGAGAUUGAGAGAUUCCAGAUUUUGGUGAUAAGAGGCGUGAAAAUCUCUGCAUGCUCUUUCCAAACCCAGUAAGGAAUCUGGUCGGGUCCAGUCGCAGUUCUUUUGAGAGCGCCAAGUAAAUUCCAGACCUGCCGUUCGGAAAUUACCGGGAUCUCCAUCUCACUGCUGAUAGUGACAGGGGUUGGUUCUAUGUACAUAUCAUCUGAGCAGAGCCUAGCGAAGUAAUCAUUCAAGUCCAUCAGACAGCUGUUAUCCAGGUUUACUUUGCAGGAUGCACGACGCCGCUGCGACAAUUCAUCCACUCCUUUCCACCAUGCCCGACUACCUGGAGGGGCAUCCAUAAACUUUCUCCUAUUUUCCGAGAUGAUGUCAGCUAUUCUUUUGUUAACAACGCACAGCCUGUCUUUGCUCAGACGAGAAACUCUAGACUUCGUUCUGAUCAUUGACUUAAGGAGUGGUGUCAUCCAAGGCGGAUCGCGUGACGACAUGGAUACAGUUUUGACCGGCAUACACCUGUCCAUAUGGCCGCGAAUAUUUUCUUCCAAUACGCAAACCGCUUGCUGAACAUCAGGAGCAGCGAGCACAUUAUCCCAGUUUUCCUCCGCCAGCGCGGUGUAAAGUGCGGCUUUACGAUUCUCUCUACAAUCCCGUAUCUGGACUUUACAUCGGAUGGGUUUUAACUUUGUACCAGCAGGGAGAAUAACAGCCGUGUGAUCAUUUGGUUUAUUUCAAAUAUGUGACCCUCCACAGGAUUUUAAUGCUAAAGGUGAAAGCACGUGCACGACACGCUUUCACUUUAAAACAAAAGAAUUUAUUUUAACACGCUUUAGCACUCUUGCAAUCUUCCCUCAUUAGCAAUUUCUUUUGUUUCAGAGGACACGCUUGAGACAAUUAAGCGUGAGCAAGUGGAACAAAAGAGCGUGUUAAAGUUUUCAAACAAAAGCUCCGUGCGAAAAAGCACAACACGCUUUCAGUGUGCGCAAAAGCACGCAAGGCGUGUUAUCUAUAAGCUAAAUAAAUUUCCUCUACAAAAAGGAACCGUAAAUGGUUAUGAACGGCACCCUUUUUUGGUAACUUUCGAGAAAGAAAAAGUUAUACCUCAGCGAUCGCAGCGAUAGUAUCUGAUUGAAAAAACGUUGUCGCUUGAAAAGUAUAAACAGUGAACGGUGUGACCUACUGGAUUGAUGGGUAGAACUAUAUCAGCAUUGCAAAAUCAAAGUUCUUUCCAGAAAUGUUUACUGACGAAGCUGUGAAAAGGUUUUUCUUAACUUUCCUUAAUUUAAAACACAUUUACAAUUUUCUCAGAAACAGUGAUCUUUCGGACUUAAGACACUUUCUUGCCGAUCGCAGCAAUCGCGAUCAAAUAUAAUAGAAAUCAUCAAGUGCCAGGAUCGCUAAAUUGUAUUUAUUUUUUAGCGAUUGCAAGAAUUGUAGUGAUCAAAUGAAAACCAGCCUGUUUUUCUAGAUAUACCAAAAUUCCUUCGCGUAUGAAGUUACGGAGACUGAUUUAGCGCCAUCAGCCGGUAUUACGCCCUACAAUUAUUUAAGUGUCUUAAAUAGUCUGCUACACGGCCCUUUUAGUGUUGUCACGCAACGCCCCUUCCACUGAAAACGGCUGUGUAGCAGACUAUUAUUUAAGCGGCGCGAAAAUAAUUCUUUAUUAUGUCGCGCUAGUUUUCUGCGUCUUUUAAAUGCCUAUUUUGAUGUACGAGUGGAUUUGUCACCCUCCUGAAACUUGGAAAAUUUAGCUUCCAAUUGAAAGUUUUGGGAAAGGGAGAUUUUUAUCGUAUUUUUGGUUCCGAAAAUUUUAGGAUUCCUUAAUUCUCUACGAAAAAUAGGUUAACUGGGGAAUGAAAUGGAAAAAAUUAAACUUCAGAAAAUCGUAAGGAAUUUAUUAGACAACCUUCGAAAAUUGUACAUGCAUGGAACGGUCAUAUAGAAAUGUUUAGCCUUCCUCAACCUAUAGAAAGUUCUAGGCAGUUUUUGUUUCUCCGAUUUAAUUACCUUCGUUCUUCUCAGCAUGGCUUAAAGAAAUAUAUUAAACUAAUUUAUUCAACUUCAUUUCUCUGUGCAUUACUGCUAAUAAAUAUUCCGGUGGCAUAACUAUAAUUUUCAGGCGACAUAACUUCAGUGCCUCGCAUGCGAUAGCAGGCCUCUUUGCUAUUCCGGUCAAUAGCCGACAGCCGGAGGAAUUGGUUUACACUGAUCUCGCGUUUAUUCCAGGCUAGACCACCAUUAAGUCCUGAUUUUCAAAUGGCCACGGUUACUAUCAAAUUCCAAAACAGUCUCAAUUGGUAUAUUUGAUUCACUUCGACCAGUUAUCAAUGCUGAUUAAAUCCGCUGAAAACCCAAGCCAUUUUUAUCAUCUUAGCGGUUUUAGUAAUCAAGCGUGUUCAGCGUGUGUUACCAAAAUUGCCCGCUAACCGUGCUAUGAUUCGCACACUUACCGUGACAUAUGGCACGCUACGAAAAAACAAAAGGUCUAGCGUGUUAAAUUUGCCAAAACAAAGGCAAGUGUGUCCGUCUUUGUUUUUUCAAUUUAAUAUGCGCAUAUCCGUGGUCUACGGCACGUUAAGCGUGUUGUGCAAGCGUGUCGUGCGCGUGCUCUCACCUUUAGCAUCAAAUUCCUGUGGAGGGUCACAUAUGGUCCCACCAUACUUAAAAGUUUAAUCCAGUUUUCAAAACACUUUUAGAUAUACAAAUAAUUAAAUUUGCUGCAUACAGGGGUUUCAAUAAAAAUUGAAGUAGCCAGCAGGCUUGAAUAGAGUUACUAAGUGUAUCAAGAAGGGGCCGUUAGUCCCCUCUUUGUAGGGGGGAGCGGAGGAGGGGCUUCCCGAGAAUAUUUUGAAAUUUCAAGCCGUUAAAAUGUGAUUUUCAGCAUUCUGGGGACUAAACUGAACUGAGGACAAGAAUGCGUGUUUUCCAUUCAAGAUUCAACUUUCGAUUUUUCAGUCACACAAUCAAUUCCUACCAGCAAUGAACAAUGAUGAAAAUUAACUACAGAAUUAUUUACUCUUGCAUGUUAACAGACUCUGCGUAAACUUACAUGUAUAAAGAAACUUGUGAAAAAUUGACUGAAAUGUAGCCGUCACAUGACUAAAGCACAACGUAAGACUAGUGGGCCUUUAUGAAAACACAUCAUAACAGGCUCUUUGCAUGACUUGAUCAUGUGAUCAACUUUCAGUAAACACGAAAACAGUACACUUUUUGAAAAAUUUUGUUAGCACAAGCUGAAAGAGCAUAUUAAAAUUAGUUAACACAAGAAUGUUCAGCCGUAUAUCUCAAAAGUAGCGAUAGCAAUGGUCGCCAAAAGUUAGAAGCAUUUGUAUGAAGAAGAGUUUGUGCUUUGUAUCUUGUUCAAUGUCAAAUUCAAAGAAGUGAUAGACUAACAUUUGCCACACAAUGACCCUGAAUGGUCACUGACAUCAUGACGUGUAUUUGUCUUUCAAUCAAUAAAAUUAUGACCUAAAUAAACUACUUUCUUAUGAAACUCAUUAGCUUCAAUGAGCUAUAUUUCUUUGUUAAGAAUUUCGGAAGGAUGGUGGCAAAAGAUUCUUUGCUCUUGGAACACCCAGUGAACCUAAGGUAAGAUGAUUGAACAUGGACUAUGCAGUGAUCAUAAUGAACUGGUGCUGUAACAUACUUGACACUUUAGGCCCCAAUAUGCACAUACAAAUUCUCCAGACUGAUCUCUAUACAUUUUCUUAAAGACUUAGUUGAGAGAAUUUAAUAAAAGAUCAAGAGAAUGUGUUUCUAUUUUGGGGGAGAAUUUUUAGUAAUUCUCGUCACCUUUUUACUUAAUUGUGCAGUGAUAUUUUGGGGGAAAAUUGAUGUUGAUCACUCUUGGGUCAACAAAAAUUUAAAAAUUAAGUUGGUUGCAUAGAAUGGUAAGAUUUCUGUUUUCACUUCAUUUUAUUACAGGAUUCAUCUCCUUUUCCUGAACUUAAAGCUAGAAACUUAGCAAAGAAAGAAGUUGAUUUGCAGAAAGUUUUUCAUGGCAAGGUUACCUUGGUGUUAUUCUGGUUCAGAGCAUUCGGUGAGGUAUGGUUGAUGUGCUAUGAAAUGCACUGUACUUCGUAAUCAAGGUUUCCCUAUUUACAGAUUUGGCAGCAGUGAUUUAUCUAUUUACAGUGAUUUAUUUAUUUACAUGUAGGCAAAGUUAAGAAAUUGUCACUAUUUAUUUUUCAAAAAAGGGCUUAUAUUUUUCAAAAGGGGCUUAUUUUUGGAAGGGUUGUCUAUGGGAGGGAAAUUUGCAUUUCAAAAUCGAGUUAUAUAACAUUUUGUUUGUUUUGUUUUGUAUUUGAGGGCUAGAGAUGUUUCCUGAAAUAAGGACAUUUUUUCGAUGACACACCAUGAUACAACAAAACUGCUUAACAUGCAAACUGAUCAGGGCCAAGUUCCAAGAAAAUUGAGAAACUGAUUAACCAUAACACCAGAUUAACACUAGUCACUUUGUUGUUUUCUUGUACAAAUGAGAGCUAUUGUUUUUUAAACCUCAGCAGGAUUGGCAAAUUUGACUAAACAUCCCUUUAUGUUUUCAGGCUAUGUGUGAUAAGUAUAGACUUCCAUUUGUGGAAAAAUUUCACGAAGAACCUCUCGCCCAACUUUAUGAGGUACUUGUUUAUGUUUGAGGGACGAGUUUUAUAUUGACAGCAAUGCAAUAAAAAAAACAUCAGAUCAAAUUUUGGCGUGACUGGGAUUCAAACCCUGGUGCAAAUGAAGGCUGAAAGCUGAUGCAAUAUUCAAUCCUGUAGGGCUUGUGUAAACUUGAAUGUGCAGGAAGAACGAUCAGCUAUUACUUUUUGAGCAUUUGCUGCACAGAAUGACAGUAGUUUUAUCAAAAGUAUGAUAUGAGGUCAACUUUCAUUAUUGGGGAUAUCUUUAAGGACAGUGAGUUAGUGACACAUGAAAUAGCGGAAGAAAAAUGUCUGUAAAUUACUUUUGCUGGGGAUUUAGCUGCUAUCACUAUCAUCUUUGUGUGUGCAAUAAUGAAGUGUACAUAAGGCGGGAAUUGACGGUGGUAGGUUGAAGAAACUGUCUGAAACUGUAAAAGCACAGAUAAACAAAGAAAUAAAGAUUUAGAGGUAGCACUUCCACUUUGCAGUUCUUUGUGUACCUGAUUCCUGGUUGAGUUGGAAUUUGGAAAUGUUGGUUUUUGGUGAGAGGGGAAAACCAGAGUACUUGCUAGUGGAGAAAAACCACUCGGAGCAAAGGAAAGGAAAAACAACAAAAUCAACCCACUUUAAUUUUAUGGCGUUGAUGCUGGGAUUUGAACCCUGGGCCACAUGGGUACAUUUAGGAGGCUAGUGCUCUUACUACUGCCCCGCCCUUGCUCCUCACCUCUGGUAUAAGGAAAAGCAAGACAGAGAUUUUCUCAUGCUCUGAGAUUUUCAUUUUUAAUUGUUUGCAGAUAAAUGUCGUGGACGGACUGUUCUUCAAACCAUUUAGUAGAUUUCUUGAAAAGAAUUUAAGGAAACAAAGAGCGUCAGAGAGACAUGUAAGUUUAUAGAGUGUGUAUGAAUUAAACGUGUAUAAUCUUUAUAAACUUCUUUCAGAACCGAAGAGCUACGUUGUGGUUUACAUGGUAGUUCUUACUGCCACAGGGGGCACGGCGGCUUUAGUAGUGAUCUUGCAUGAAAAUGAUUUACUUGAAAACUGGGCGCAAAUGUGCCUUAACACAGCACUCCGCCAGUAUACAUAAUUUAUAAGCUGAGUGACACAAAAACUUGAUUGCUUUGUAAAUAUCUGCCUGUGUAACGAUCAGUGUACAGCAAAAACGCUCUAUGAACGCGAUGAACCGCCAUAUGAAGCCCAGCAGUGAUAGUGACCAUAAAAAUUAUAGGCUACCGGUACAUUUUUAAAAAUUCGUCACGAGGGUAUGUUGUUAAAUGCGCAUGGGCUAUCAAGCCUUUUUAAAAUCGGUAGACAGAUUUUGUUUAACAUGGGCGGUUUCGGGGGGAAUUUCAGGCGUUGUUGAGUUAUUAAAUGAUAGUUGUUAUAUUGUAUUUUUAGGAUACCUUUCUUUGCUUUAGUGGUAACACAAAACCAAUCAAAGAAAAAUUUCUGGAGAACACAAUUGUUGGACAUGCAUUGUUAGUGGAUUGUAACGGGCUUGUUAGAUGGAGAGCACACGCUAACCCUACAGAUGAAGAAAUCAAGUUUAUGCUGAACUGUACAAAAAUACUCCUGAAAGAUGCACAACGGGCUCCUAAGAAUAAUAGGACAAUGCCUGACCACAGAUAAUAAACACAAAACGCGUUUUAUACAAAUUGUGGUCUUUUAUUUAAUUUCUCCAUCUGCAGCAAAACGAUCGUUGUUUUCCGGAAUUAACAGCUGUGGGUUUGUCUGCUUGUUUUGUAGUAAGUGGUUCUUUGG